Molecule: messenger RNA, 1632 nt
Organism: Glarea lozoyensis ATCC 20868
Lineage: Eukaryota; Fungi; Ascomycota; Leotiomycetes; Helotiales; Helotiaceae
Exons: 1
Coding region: 1-1632 (543 amino acids)
Source: RefSeq, a predicted model, not a curated record
AUGUCAGCAGAAGACGAUUUAGAUGAGGUGUAUGAGGAGUUGGAAAGGACGCGGUCUGAGGUAGACACGGCCGCUCUGAAGGAACUCAUGAUCAGACAAGAAGCCGAGGCCAAGAACAGAGCCCGAACACAGAUGUACGAUUUACUUACGCAUGAUAUUGCGCUUGCUAGGAGAUGGUUGUUCGCAAUUGCAAACGAUGCAAUUCAUAUGGACAAGGACGGCAGUCUAACUCCUUACGAUAACGCUAAUCCCCCAAGAUCUCCCUUGACCGGAAAUAGUCUGAGUGAAGUCGAACAUGUUCUUGAGCAAUGGGUGAAAUAUCCAAAAUCCAUCAACGGACGCCAUAGACUCGAAGAUGGAUUAGAGACAGAACUUGAUGUUAGGGAGCUGGUUGUGAGAACUGCGCGGCGUCUUCAAAGCGACUGCUUUCGACUGUUAAACGUAGUUGGCUUCCUUGCCGGGCGGAAAAUGGAUUUAACUACUGAGCACGUCGACUGGAUGGUACCAUAUCUGGAAGGCCAACUCAAACUUUUGAAAGGAGAGUAUGAAUGCUUCAGACAGGAACCUAAAGCGUAUCAGACUCACGAUCUCGACGCGUUAGCAGCCAGGCAUGCGGCAGAUCGUAAGCUCUCUUUGGAGGCAAGAAUUGUGCUAGGCAGGCCAUUGGUAGAUUUUGAGGAGCCCGAAUUUGCUCAUGAUGAUGAAGAAACUUCCUUCGAAGAAAACGAGGAGAACAGGAUACGCAGAUCCAGAAGCAGUUCUGCGAUUGAUCAUGUCAGUCCAAAAACGCCACUACUCCACCAUAAUGGCGAGAAUGGCCAUUCGAUGGAGUUUGAAAUGAACGACACAAUCCAGCAGCAAGGAAUUAUUUUCCCAGGCCACAACGGCCAUAAGCAGGAGUUUAAUAGUGAAAUUCUUGCUCCUGAUGUGCUGGCGCGGAUUAGAAACCACACAGAGAAGCUGAUCAAGAGUAAGAAUGCCACAGAAGGGCGCUUGAUGAAGGCUUUGGAUAUCAGUGAAAGAUUAUCAAGAGAAAAUGAAGUUCUUAGAAUGAAGCUUGCAAGCCGGUCAGCUCAGUUUCAAAACGGACAAGAAGUACGACAAACGUCGCCAAGGCAGACCACCACGCUCCUGGAAGAGUUCAAGGAGAAUGCAGUCAUGGAGAGGCAUUUUAGCCGUGGCAAAUCAAUAGAAGAGAAUAUUCGAGCGGAACGAGACUUUCAAGUCGAGAGGGAGCGGCUAGCGAAACAAUUGUCGGAGUUCGAGGAAUGGUAUCGAGCGACGAGAGAAGAAGAGGCUCAACUUGGACUUCGAAGAGAGGAGAGUAGAGUCCAUGCAGGCCAUGACGAGUUGCUGAAGGAACUCAAUCAGAACAUCAAAAAUCUUGAGAUCGCGAGAGAAAGUGCUUGGGUCAAUUUCGUGGCCCAGAUAGAUGGAAUAAGCGAGAGCGACAGGAGGAUAUGGAGAGCACUCAGAGGCGUGACAACGUGGAAUGGUUCAAUACCAAUCAGAGAAUCUGCCACCAAAGUUUCAGCGCAAUCCAAUUCGGAGUGUCUCUACUGCGACAAAAGUGUUUGCAGAGGAUGUAGUGGAGAUGGCACAGGAUACGAUAAGCCUUGGUUGGCCCUGUAA